GGUUUGAGAGGACUGGUUGGAGCUCCUGGGCCGAGUGGUGURAAAGGCAACAAGGGAGAGAGAGGCCUUCCUGGAUUACCUGGUGAUGCAGUACAACAAGAAGGCAUGCGGGGUGAGAGGGGAAGGAAAGGUGAAAAUGGACUGCCUGGUGUUGAUGGCUUACCUGGACCUCCGGGUCUACCAGGUCCAGCAGGUCCACCAGGGCAAACAGGACAAACUGGACAACCUGGCCUGCCUGGUGAAAUGGGAAGGCAGGGGAAAGCAGGAGAACCAGGAAAGUCUGGUGUUCCUGGAAAAGAUGGCUUAGAUGGACCUCCUGGAAAUGACGGUGCCAUGGGGCCCAGGGGGGAACGUGGAGCAGAUGGUUUUCCUGGAAAAGCAGGACCCAAGGGUGACGUAGGGCCUCCUGGACCAAGAGGUCCUCCAGGAGAAAGAGGAGAGUCUGGUCACCCUGGGCAGUCUGGCUCUGACGGUAUGAGAGGAGAUCGAGGUGUUCCGGGGGAAAAAGGAAUGGAUGGACCAGUUGGACCAAAAGGUGAAAAGGGUGAUAAGGGUGAAACUGGACCKAAGGGACCACCUGGGAUUCCAGGAAAUGGCAAGCAAGGUGAACCUGGACCUUCAGGAAACCCUGGACUCAGGGGCCUCCCAGGUUUUAAAGGGCACAGAGGAGAACCUGGAACUCCAGGAACCAAGGGAGAAGAUGGAAAACCUGGCCUACCUGGACGUGAUGGUAAACCUGGAAAUGAGGGUGUUAAAGGACCUCCAGGCCCAGAAGGACUUGUUGGAGCAAGAGGAGAACCUGGCAAACCAGGUGAACCAGGACCAUCUGGAAAAUCAGGUCUCCCAGGAACCCCAGGUCUCAGAGGGGACAAAGGAGAGCCUGGCAGCAUAGGAUUACCAGGUUUCAGUGGGCCGAAGGGCCCAGCGGGUCCACCUGGUCCGACUGGCCCUGAGGGGAAACAGGGAACACCAGGCCGAGCAGGAGAACGUGGUUUCAAGGGAGAGAAGGGUGACCACGGUAUUAAAGGAGAUAAAGGACAAUCUGGAGAGCCUGGUAUGCCUGGAAACCCUGGUCCUCCAGGCAGGAAGGGCCACACUGGGAUGAUGGGCAUGUCAGGACCGCCAGGUGAAAUAGGACCCCCAGGGCAACAGGGACCUUCAGGAAACCCUGGUCUGCCUGGACCAAGGGGAGAGUCUGUGUCACUGGAGCAGAUGAGAAGACUCAUUCAGGAGGAGCUGGUAAAACAAUUAGAUGCCAAACUGGUGUACCUCAUGAGUCAGAUCCAACCUGCCCACGUAAAGAGUACAACAGGUCGCCCAGGACCUCCAGGCCCGCCUGGGAAGGAUGGCAGCACUGGACGACCAGGACCCCCUGGUGAGCCGGGAAUGCCUGGACAAAAUGGAGGAGAAGGACCCAGAGGGCCAAUGGGCCCUACAGGUGAGAAAGGAGCAAGAGGAGAGCAAGGAGAUCCUGGUGUGGGUGAACGAGGAGAACGAGGUCCUCCUGGUCCUAUAGGUCCAGCUGGAAUGCCUGGAUACGGCAAAGAUGGAAGCCCAGGACAAACCGGAGCCCAAGGCGAACCAGGAAAUCCAGGACCUCAUGGUCAACCUGGACCUCCGGGUCCAGCUGGACAGUGUGAUCCUACCCAAUGUGCCUACUAUGCCAGCCUGGCACAGAGACCCCACACUAAGAAUGUUAAGGGAACUUAAAACUUGUGACUCAGAGCUGGGAGUCUAGUUGUAUUUAUGAAUUUUAAGUCCGAUUGAAGCUUUAAACCUUUUUUUUUCAUACUAGGCUCAGUGUGGAGCUUUGAGGCAACAGGUGCAGCUUCCUGGUUUUUAGGAAAGCAGGAGUCAAAACAACAACAAUAAACAAUAGGCAGCUAAAUGUUUGUUCUUCAUCAGCAUGCUUCCUGUAACAUACAUGAGAAUAUAGCUAUGUUUCAGUUUCCCUUUCUGCCAUUAAUAAAUUCCUGCCCCCGCCCCCCAACUAUAUUUAUAAUCUCAUGUUUCUCUUACAGUCGGUCACACUAUCCACACACACAUAUCAAUGAUCGAUUUCUCUCAUUUCUUUUCUCCCUCGUUGUUUUUUUUUAUAUGUAGUACUAAUUUUGUGUGGAGGAGGAUCUGUCAAUGUGGAAAAUGAUUGAUUUAUUUUGCUCUUCUUGCCUUUUAGCAAUUAUUUUGUCACUUUAGUUGUUCUGAUGUCCUCAGACAGACAAGUCCACCUUUGGGUUGAGAUUUUGAUUAAGUUAUUAAAAUAUGCACACCUGAUUUAAUUAGACAGGAUUGAAACAAAACGUAUUCUGGGCAACUGUUGAUUGAUAAAUGUAUUCACGUCUUAACAUUUUUUUUAAAGCCAGUCAUAUUUCAGCCUCAGCUACAACAUAAAUAAAACAGAGCUGACAUGUGGAAA
Messenger RNA from Austrofundulus limnaeus, 2416 nucleotides. RefSeq names its product collagen alpha-1(XXII) chain. Gene Ontology annotation, cellular component: extracellular matrix. The record is from RefSeq and is a predicted model, not a curated record. NCBI's taxonomy places the organism in Eukaryota, Metazoa, Chordata, Actinopteri, Cyprinodontiformes, Rivulidae.